Molecule: messenger RNA, 3703 nt
Organism: Octopus bimaculoides (California two-spot octopus)
Lineage: Eukaryota; Metazoa; Mollusca; Cephalopoda; Octopoda; Octopodidae
Source: RefSeq, a predicted model, not a curated record
ACCACAAAAUUUACCAGAUGUAGUAAGAGCACGUAUAUGUGUAAGGAAAAUCUUUAUCCAAAUUAAGAAUAUUUUGGUCACAGCAAAAAGAAAAAGAAAGAAAGAAAGGAAAUACGGCUUUCCCAUCAGAGAUUUUGUAUGAUAUUUUCAAGUGACGUCAUGGAUGAAUUGAUAUCAAUAUAAACAAAAAAAAAUUGAACGAAACUUAAUAUAUGAUAAUCAGUAUUUGACUGAAAUACUUCAGCGCCAAUAUAAGAUAUAGCAGGGGGAGUAAUCUUUUGUCGAACUUCGACAGUUUCAAGCAGGGCACACGGAACAACUUCCUCUUCGUCUUAACAGUGAAAACCGGAAAUAUUCUCUUCAGUUACAAGGAUGCAACCUUGUAACGAGAGAAGCGACAUCUAGUGGUGAACCAUCUCUAUAUAAACAGGUAAUGAUUCCAAAAUAAACAUUGCAAUACACCGGAGACAUCGUACUUAAUACACAUCGAGCUCUGGUCCUCACUACCAAUUUCAACAAUGAAACUUACAGUUACUCUUUUUGCUCUUCUCUACUUGCAUUUGAUUAUUGUCAAGGCCUUUCCAAAAACCCAAUGUGUUGGAAAAGAAACCGACAUCAUGUUUAUUUUGGAUUCUUCUUCAAGUAUCUGGCCAAAGGAUUAUGAGCGGCUUCUGAAAUUUCUACAGGAAUUCGUAGAUACUUUUGAAGUAGGUAUGAAUAAAAUGCGCAUGGGUGUUGUAACAUACAGUAAAAAAGCCCAUUUGGAAUUUCCUAUUGGACGAUAUGUUACCAAAGAAAAAUUGCAGAAAGCUAUUGGUAAAAUUCGUUACCGAAGUGGUUGGACAAAUACAGCAGCAGCUCUAAAACUUGUUAAUGAGCAAUUUCAGUCAUUAGUCAAAAGCAACGCCACUUUGGUCACAAUAGUUAUCACAGAUGGUAAUUCUCGUUCCCACAAAAAGACAAAAGCAGAAGCAGAAAAGCUCCAUCGACUUGGUAUAAAAGUCUAUGCUGUCGGAAUCGGUAAAAAAUAUCAUUUAAAGGAAUUAAAAGUUAUUGCAAGUGACCCAGAAAAUGGUGUCUAUAGAUUUUUCAAUUAUAAAUCUUUGGAGUCUAUUGGGAAAAACUUCUUCAUAAAGUCUUGCAAAGCAGAACCUGAAGUUCCCAGUAACGUCGUAUCAAAGACAACACCUGAUGUGCUUAAGAAGACAACCAAGCCCACUGUGUUGAAAGUAAAUGAUACGACCACCACAGUAGUUUCACCAAAUACUGCAACUACUAUAUCAUAUACCACUGUUCCUACACCAAGAACUACUAUUUCUAUCUCUGAAACAACAACCAGCAACUACAAGAAUGAAACAGAAUCGCAAGACAAGCCAGCAAAAGGAAGGCCAGAGUUUUUACCGAAGGACGAGGCAACUGUCAUCCUGUUUGGUUACGACAUGGUGUCCCUGGGCUACGACCGUACUGUGAAGAUAUCGACAUUUUUAAGCAAACUUCUACCAUAUAUGAGUUACCAAUAUUUCGGUGUUACAAACUACGCUUAUUGCCCACACGGCUUUAGUAUCUCUCUCACAUCAGUGGCAAAUUUCAGUCGACAGCUAGUUGAGGAAAAUAAUUUUCCGACUCUAGUUGAUAUUGUGAGGAAAAUGAGAAACCUUAUUUACACACACGUGUUACAUAAAGCGCAUUUGGGAACUCCGACAGCCGUACUCUUCAUAGAUUCAGAUAUGACGAAUAUUUCAGAGAGCCUGCUUGAAGAAACUAGAAAGCUCAAAGACGUACGCACAAGAUUGUUUGUUGUUUACAUUGGCUCUGGACGAAUUAACCAUACGCGUGAUUUCCACUUUCUGAGUAGUCAACCUCAUGAAAACUACACAUUCUAUGUACCAAAUUACGAACAGUUGGUGCAACUGGCAGACGACAAACCACAAAUUUUCAGAGACAUGUGCAACCAUGAUUUCUCAAAAGAAAUCUUCAACACUACUUCACAGAGGCCAGAUAUAAGUUAAAUACCAAGAAGCAUUGUCUCAUCUAAGUGAAAGAAGAAUUUACAGUAAAAAGAAAAAUACUAAAAAAAAAUUGAAUUAUUUUUUGCAAGUUGUUAAUAAUGCUUCCCUAAUUUUAAGAGAUAAAUGCACAGGUUAUUAAUGAAAUAGCGUCCACGGGUAAUUCAUCCAUCAUUAAGUGCAAAACGAAACUUUGUUAUAUUUUUUUAUGAAUCUUUGCUCUACAAAUGUUUGUUUGAACUUGCACGAAUAUUUCCACAGUCUCUUCACUCAGUAAGAAAGAAGAACUCACGUAUAUGUUCACACACACACACACACACACACACACACACACACACACACAUACACAUAUAUGUUCACAUAUGUAUAUGUAUCACCCUCUCUUUGUCACCACUUCUGAAUCUCACUAUUUCUCACCUGUAUGUUGCAUAUGUGUAGAAAACAUCUUGAAAAGGAUUUGAAAUUCACAUGCAUAUACACCAUGAAAACAUGCAUACUCACACAAACAUAUACUUAAAAACAUAUAGAUGGAAAUAUAUAGAAUCCAGCUGUGUUGGGAUAAGUUUUGACUACAAACAUUACAUUUACAACAUGCUUAUGCUGUAUAUACCGAAAUAUUUAUAUAUGCAUUGUCACACCAUCUUUGUAUAGUUGCACAUGAGCUAAUUUAGGCAAACAAAAUUAUUUGAAAACAAAUACAUAUAUACAGAUAAAAGUAUAUGACGAAUCAACAGAACGGUCUGUAAAUAGUGGAACGGCUAGCGGGAAAUAAACACCUAAAUUUCCUUAAAUUGCUACUGUCAUAGUAAGAGGAGGGACACAUUAUAUAAUGUAUUUCUUCAUACACAAUUUCUGGAAAAACUAAGACUAUGAAUGUUAUUGUAUUUGUCAUUGUUCUGUUCAAUCAAGGCUGACUCGAGGCUUGUUCAAACAAUAUGUAAAGGAAUAUUGUUUCAUGCAUUAUAUAAAUGAAUGGUUGUUGAAUAUGAUCAUAUAUGUGCUUGUGCGUACGCAUAUGUGUGUGUGUGUGUGUGUGUGUGUGUGUGUGUGUGUGUGUGUGUGUGUGUGUGUGUGUGUGUGUGUGUGUGUGUGUGUGUGUGUGUGUGUGUGUGUGUGUGUGUGUGUGUGUGUGUGUGAGUGUGUGAGUGUGCGCGUGUGUGUGUACAUACAUAUAUAUUCUAUCUUUUUCUUUUACUUGUUUCAGUCAAUAGACUGCGACAAUGCUGGAGCACCGCCUUGAAUUUUUUUUCUUUUAGUCGACCCCAGUACUUAUUUUUUAAAUCCUGGUACUUAUUCUAUCGAUCUGUUUUGCCGAACCGCUAAUUUACGGGGACGUAAACACACCAAAACCUGUUGUCAAACGAUGAUGGGGGCACAAACACAGACACAAACACACACACACACACACACGCGCACAUAUAUAUAUAUAUGUGUAUAUAUGUAUGUAUGUCGUUUACAGAAAACAUAAAUCCGAAGAAGCACACUCUAAGAUAUAUAUAUAUAUAAUUAAGAUUCACUUGAAUCAGGUACUUAAAUUGAGGCACCAAGUCAGUCCGGUAUUAGUGCAUUACGGCCGUUUCAGGUUGCUCCAUUUAAUCGAACAAUGCAAGCAUUAUAUCAAUUUGAAAUACACCGCCUUCCUCGGUUGCAUAAGACCAUCGUAAUGCACCAAUACCUUGACAUGUUACUUACUUACU